Messenger RNA from Marmota monax (woodchuck), 4413 nucleotides. Its product is annotated as carcinoembryonic antigen-related cell adhesion molecule 18-like. The transcript has 6 exons. Bases 108 to 1148 code for a protein of 346 amino acids. The record is from RefSeq and is a predicted model, not a curated record. Lineage: Eukaryota; Metazoa; Chordata; Mammalia; Rodentia; Sciuridae.
ACCAGGAAGAGGGGACAGGACAGAGCACAUCUCAGAAGACGCAGGUCGGGGGAGGAGAGAGGCUGCGGGCUCUGGGGGGACACUCUUCCUGGGGACCCCAGCAGUUCAUGGACCUUCCCGACCCCAGGCGCGGCCCCUGCAGGCCCCUGUUCCUUGUGGUGGCAGCCAGCCUGCUGGCCUGUGGGCCCCGCCAGGCCUCCGGGCCGCUCUUCAUCAGCCCAGACUCACUCACUGCCGUUGAGAGACACAGGAAUGUCCUGGCCCUGGAGAACGUGCCCGAGGGUGUCCAGGAAUACAGCUGGUACCGGGGCGCAGAGGACAGCGCGGAGACCAUGAUCAUCAGCUUCAGGCCCCCCGAUUCCAAGGUCCCUGGGCCCUUGUACAGCAACCUGGUGACGGUGACCAGCAAAGGCUACCUGUCCUUCAGGAAGUGCACCUUAAAUGACACGGGGAACUACACGGUUCGGGUAGACACUGGCAAUGGGACCCAAAGAGCCACUGGCUGGCUGGAGGUUCUAGAGUUGGGGCCCCCACCGGUCAUCUCGGCCAACGCCAGCUCCGCGGUGGAGAACUUGGAUUCCGUGGCGGCCGAAUGCCACACCAACGCCUCCCACAUCGAGUGGUACCGGAACAGCGUGCCCAUCUCGGCCAGUCAGCGCAUAGCAAUAUCUGCAGACGGCAGGACGCUGGUCAUCCGCAGGGUCAGCCGCCAUGACAGGACUCUUCAGUGCGUCAUACAGAGAUACGAGAGCUUCCCAGACAUUCUUCAGAAAAGUGACACCGUCUCUCUGACUGUGGCCUAUGGGCCUGACUACGUGAGCCUGUCCACCAACCUCAAGGGCUUCGACGGCGCCCUGACUGCUGGCAUCGGCUCCCAGGUGCAGCUGGAGUGCUCUUGUGAUUCCGACCCAAGUCCCAAGUACCACUGGCUCCACAACGGCUCCCUGCUGAGCUCGGAUGCAAACUUGAACUUCUUCCUCGUGGCCUGGGAGCAGAUGGGCAAUUACCGAUGCAUCGGAGAGAACCUGGUGACCCAGCUGGCCUUCUACGGGGACGUCAGGAUCCAGCCUCCCCGACCCUCGCCUGCUCCUCCGCCUCCUCCUGGCUUCUCCAUCUCGGGCCCCUUGGUGGUGUUCCUCAUUUGGUGACGUCCCUGGGCUGCGGCCACCUCUGUGGGAUCCUGGUCUACGGCCUGGUCAAACUCUACCUCCACAGGAGGAAUCGGGCUACCUGACCUGAGACCUGGAGGACAGUCCCCAUCCAGCAAGGAGGUGAGUGGAGAGCGACGGGGAGGAGCUCAGAGUCCCAACCAGGGACAGCUGCACUGGGAAGGCCUCAGGGUCACCCUGGCAGGGACAGUCAGGGAGGGAACUUGAAGACAGAGGCUCCUACAAGUCUGAAGACCCCAUCUGGGACCUGAGAGAUGACAUCAUGGGCGGCAUGGCCACUGGCCACUCUGCUUGUCAGUCAGAGCUGACCAAUGGGAGCAGGCUGGGUGGGUCCUGGGCUGAGCUCUGACUCUAACCCUUCACCUCCUCCAUCUGCCUCAGUGUUUCCCUUCCCACUUCAUCUCCAUCAUCCCAUGCCCUGGAGUCACCAGAGGGGCUGGAAGGGUCCCCAGGUCAGCACUGCCGAGGACGGGAAAGGAAGCAGCCCACAAAUGCCCAAAGACAGACAGUCGCUUCCCUGGGCGCUGCACUUGCUGAGCUUCUGAGCCAUGUUAGAGACCUCAGGUGCUGAAUUCUAAGGUGGAAACCUUCCCCACAAAGCGGCAGCUGAUAGGAUCCCGUAGGAACACGUAUGGGUCAGUGGACAUGAGGGGCAGGCGCAGUGUGGGCAUGGGGUGUCCCCCAGUUUAUGUGUCACACAUGCAACAAACUGUGGGGGGCUCAGAUCUGCAGGGCUAUCUCUGUGCCAAUUACUCUCUUUAGACUUUCCUGUUUAUUCUUAAGUGGUCUCUCCCCCUCACCAAGGGCCUGAUCUCUUCACAACCAGAAAAAAAGAGGCAAUAAUGAAAUAUCCACAGAUCCCAAACCCGGAAUGAACCACACAAGACACUGGCUGCAAAAAGCAGGAGGCGUUUAUUCUCACACAGGCGCCUGCGGGUGCACAGCAAAACCUCAGCCGGAGCUUCGGUGAACUGGCACACCGGGCUUUGGGGUAUAGAUCUUUUAUAGGGAACAGGUGGGUUAGGUCUUAGCUUAGCACAGCAACAGCCUUCCUAUUGGUCCCUCUGAAUUCAGCAGUUGAGUCACCUAGGGGGGUAAACUUGUUUUCCCACUUUAGUUCUCAGAAAAACCAUAAAAUUGCAUCCUGUCCUUUUAGUUCCUGUUUUUACCCUGUUUGCUCAAGUUUGGCCCUUCCGGGGUUAUCUAUAUGGAACAUCUUGCAGCUUCAGGGCACAGGGGUUAGUUUUCCUAAUGUUGGGCCUGGGGCCUUGGGGUCCUUCAUUCCCCCCUUUUUUUAUAUCAUGGAUAUAAUCUUAUAUCCAUUGACCCAUCUGCUCGGAUUCCAGCAUUAUUUCAGCUGACGGCUCAGCAUACUGGUUGGGGGUUGGUAUUUACUAUUAAUCUAAUUUUGAAUAGGACCCCAGGGUCAUAGGCAGUUUUAUGAUAUACUCUCAGGCCCCAUUGUUUUUUUUUUUGUUUUUUUUUUGUUUUUAAAUUAUAUUUCUUGUCCCCGAUAAUACUUGUCAUGUCUGGCUCACAGAUUGGUUGGGGUUAACUGAUAUGGGGAAGACACAGCACAAAACAAGAAAAAUCAACAGCGAGUGAGUCUUAUCUUUAGCGGAUUUUGGGUACGUUGCAACUUCCAUUCUGGAUCCGGAGAGGUGUCUGCGGACUCCUGUGGAUGUGCAGUCUUCACGUGGGAAGCAUGGAUCUAAGCAGCGAUGCCGUCCACUUUGAGUGCAGUAGGAGUGGUCAGCAGGAUAGUGUAGGGUCCUUUUCACCGCGGUUCGAGGUUCCUGCUCUGGUGCCUGCGUACCCAGACGGUAUCUCCGACCUUGAAGGGAUGUGGCAGCAAGGGGGUUUUAAGUUCCUCUUUGUAUGCUGUGGCUAGAGGCUUCCAGACCUCGUUCUGGACCAAUUGCAAAGCAUGCAAAUGAGUCUGCAUAGAUGGGGUGAGGGAGGCAUAGGUUUUAGUUUUAUAAAAGUUAAUAGCGGGAGGUGGGGCACCGUACAGGAUUUUAAAUGGGGUUAGUCCAUGUGGGCCUGGGGUGUUUUGGGCCCCAUACAAGGCUAAAGGUAGGAGUUGUACCCAGUCUCUAGUGCCAGUUUCAAGUGUCAAUUUAGUUAAAGUCUCCUUAAUGGUUCUAUUUAUCUUUUUUACCUGUCCUGAACUUUGGGGUCUAUAACCAUAAUGUAAUUUUUAAUUAAUUUUCAAUGUAUUGGCUACCGCCUGACUUACCUGGCCGAAGGCAGGCCCAUUAAAUGUUUCCUUUUUGGUCCUCAUUAUCAGGAUCAAAGGGAGUAAACCUCCGAUAAGCCUCUUUUAAUUUUUCUAAGAAGGCUGUCGGAGUUUCCUCUGACCCCUGGAUAGUCUGUCUUACCUGAGCCAAAUUGGUGGGCCGUCGCCCUGCUCCAUGGAGACCCCCCUGCUCCAUGGAGACCCGCUAUGAGUAACUGGCGAUAGAGAUGUAGGUGGUUCUCACCUGCUUCAGUCGCAUAGUCCCAGUUUGGCCGGGUUAAAGGAAAAGCUUCGUUAAUCAAAUUUGUGAGUUGGGUGGGGCGCCCGUCAUUCCCUGGCACAUUUUUGCGAGCUUCCAAAAGAACCUUUUGUUUCUCCUCUGUGUCUAAUAGAGAAAUCUUUAAUUCUGCUACUUAGGGCUGGAUAACCAUAUUAGCAAACAUCAAGUCUACCUGUGUUGUCUAGAAAUAAAAGCCUUAGACUAAAACUAUUCUAGUAGUUCCUUUGACAGUUAUCAGGCAUUUCUGUCUAAGAAUCUCUCUUGUAGCCUCCAGUCUAUUUAUUUAUGGAAGUUACAUUUAACUAUUAUUAUCAUUUAAGAUGUCCAGGAACAGCUGUGCUUUGGCUUUGACUGUCUUUGCUAAGUGUUUAAGAUGAAGCAAGUCAAACUGACUUUUGUUUCUACCUAUUGUUUACAGUCAGCUGAGUUAUCCUGGGAGUCCUCGGGAACUUCAUAGCAGCUUUUCAGUUCUGCUAGUGCCAUUUGCGCUAGGAUGGGUCCAGGCCUUGUUUGACCAUAUGGCUUCCCUCAGAAGCAUCAGGGAUGUCUCCCUUUUUUAAUGACCCUCCUCUUUACAGCAAAUGCACCAUUUGGCUUUCUGUCCUCCACUGGUCUCAUUAAUCUCCCUGCUCAGGAGGUUAUGUGGCCUAGAGUUGCUGAGCCCUUUGGAGAAGUCCCCUAUUCCCUGAUUCAGACUGACUCAGAGGGCAAGAGCCAAAUAUUGG